UUUGUUGAGAUGCGAAAAAUAUUUUUUAAGUGGAGAUUAAAUAUUUUGAAUGUGUAAUAUAAAGUUUGAAAUGCAAAAAUCGAAGAUGAAAGGGAAUUGUUGAAAAACGAAUGCAUCUGAUGUUGAUGAUCCAGUGAGAUAGUCACGGGCGCAAGAUCAAGCGAGGGCGGGUUAUUUAAAAUUCAUUUCGCUUGAAACUUGGCUAUCACAUUACACCAGACCUCGUUAGAUAUUCCGGCAAUAAUAAUAAUCAGUUGUUCAAUCGAGAUAUUCGGCUUCGAUUAUAAGGACAGGGAUAUCUUAUCAGCGGAGCAUUAUCUCAAUUUCCCAAAGUUUAUUCAAUACGAACAGAUUUUUUCAACUCUAGAGUUCAUUUUAAUUCAACUGACGACAUACGAAAAAAAAUCCUCUUUUUAACUUUAACAAUCUGAAACUGCCUGAAACAGUUCAUUUAACGGGGAUAAUAUGGAGAUAUUCGGAUUGAUUGUUGUUGGCACGUGUCUCACUGCGGUCGGUGGCUUUCGGGGACCUCAUCAUCCUAGAGGAUCUGCCUCCCAUCAUCAUUAUACACCCCAGAGGGAUGUUAAACUCACACAGGAUGCACAACUGUUGCACGACACUGCACAUUUAAUGGAGGACAUGGGGGAUUUUGCGAAUGAGAUUGACGUGUCCAAAAUGACGGAGGAACAGCUGGACUUUUAUUAUUUCCAAGCUCAUGAUAUUGAUAAUAAUACGAAGCUCGAUGGGUUGGAGCUGCUGCACGCGAUCCAGCACUCGUUCCAUAAAGAGGAGGACGGCCACGAAAUAGGAGACGAAUUAAAGCAAAUUCCAUUUAUUGUGGAAUCUAUCGACCGAGUCCUGGAGGAAGAUGAUCUCGACAGAGACGGAUAUAUCACGUACAUUGAAUACGUCUUAGCCAGACAGAAGACAGGAAUCGAUCCUGAAAAGCCCCAGAAAGACCUGAAACUCCAUAUCUAAGGCUCCAAAAUUUUUCUACUCUCGAUUUAUAAUUAAUGAUCACGUGUGUAAAUACCAAAAAGCAAUAAAUAAAAAGAAUAUGUUGGGAAAAUAACGAAA
Diachasmimorpha longicaudata is the source of this 1077-nucleotide messenger RNA. Its product is annotated as multiple coagulation factor deficiency protein 2 homolog. Gene Ontology annotation, molecular function: calcium ion binding. The coding region runs from base 466 to 978 and encodes 170 amino acids. The transcript has 5 exons. NCBI's taxonomy places the organism in Eukaryota, Metazoa, Arthropoda, Insecta, Hymenoptera, Braconidae. The record is from RefSeq and is a predicted model, not a curated record.